Messenger RNA from Arctia plantaginis, 1941 nucleotides. Lineage: Eukaryota; Metazoa; Arthropoda; Insecta; Lepidoptera; Erebidae. The record is from the annotation of a GenBank genome assembly.
AUGUCAGCCAACAAGGAGAAUAACCUUGUUCAGGCUUAUAUUGAAUUAAAUAAAUACUGCCAAAGUGGUGACUAUGAUAGAGCGUUAAAAGCUACAGGAAAAGUCCUUCAAAUUGCUCCGAAUGAGCAGAAGGCAUUUCAUUGCAAAAUUGUGUGCCUCAUCCAAUUGCACAAUUUUAAGGAAGCCCUAGCAGUACUUUCCAACCCUAGGAAUGCUGCUUUAGCCUCCGAGUUACACUUUGAGAAAGCAUACACUCAAUACCGUCUUAACUGCCCUAAGGAAGCACUCCAGACAGUUGAUAAUGCUCCUGAGUUAACACCAGCUUUAAAGGAACUAAGGGCUCAAAUUCUGUACCGUUUGGAGCAAUACCAGGAUUGCUAUAAUUUGUACCGAGACAUUGUAAAGAAUACUACUGAUGACUAUGAAGAUGAGAGGAAAACUAAUAUGUCUGCGGUUGUGGCCAACCUUGCAGCGCUUAAUCCUUCGUCAGAUUUGCCCCAAUUCGACGAAAACACUUAUGAGCUUGCAUACAACGCAGGCAGUAGCCUCGCCAUGCGAGGGAAGUACACUGAAGCCCUGCAAGUGUUGAAGCGUGCUGAACAUGCUUGUUCGGAGAGCGUUAUUGAUGAUGGAGGCACUGAAGAAGAGGCCAAGGAGGAGGCUGCGAUUAUAAGAGUGCAGCAAGCCUACUGCCUCCAACAAAUGGGCAAGGAGAAAGAAGCCGCUACCAUCUACCAGAAUGUUCUAAAGGAUAAGCCAAGCGACCAAGCGCUGGUCGUCAUAGCUAGCAACAACAUAGUCGUUAUUAAUAGGGAUGGCAAUGUAUUCGAUUCUCGUAAGCGCAUGAAGACGGCUACACAAGAUGGCUUGGAACACAAACUUAACUCGAGACAACGAGCAUCCAUUACCUACAACCAGGCUAUACUCGCCAUAUAUUCUAAUCAGCCUGAUUUCUGCAAGCAAUGCUGUGUGAAGCUGGUGAGAGAGUUUGGUGAGGAACGAAAAGCGGCCUUGGUCGAAGCAUCAUCACUCCUCAAGGAGGGAAAGAGACAGCAAGCUGUAACUCUACUGAUGAAACAAGGAGGCAACUUAGUCUUGGCAGCUGUUCAAGUGUUAUUAGCUCAGGGCGAUCGUAAAGCUGCAGUGAAAUUGUUGGAGGAAAGUGAAUUUAAAUACCGCGCAGGCGUAGUGGGUUUACUGUGCACUCUGCUGUGUGCCGAUAACGAUUUUGAGAAGGCUUCCCAGCUAUUCACUGACGUUUACGACCAUUAUAAGGAUGACGAGCGCUUCGCGUCGCUGGUGUCGGUGUGGCGCGCGGCGGCGGCGGUGCACGCGCGCGGGGGCAGCGCCGAGCGCGCGGCGCAGGCGCACGAGGCCGUGUCGCGCGCCGCGCCGCAGGACACGCGCAGUCGCGCGCGGCUCGUCAAGGCGCUCGCCGCGCACGACCCGCAGCGCGCGCGCCUGCUCGCCCGCGACCUGCCGCCGCUGCACCAGCUCGAGACCAAGAUCGACAUAGACGCCCUGGAGUCUUCUAAAUGGAUGAUGGGAGCGAAGAUUGUGAAGAAAACUGUACAAAGUAAACAAGAACAAUCGCCCGGAACACCUGGUUCGGAACUCCUUCAGAAGAAACAAAAACGCAAACGCAAAACAAAGCUGCCGCCCAAUGCGGACCUAUCCAAACCUCCGGAUCCAGAAAGAUGGUUACCCAAGUACGAACGAACGGCGUAUAGAAAACGGCGCGGCGUGAAGCGUGACGUCAUCAAGGGAAGCCAGGGCAUGUCCACUACAGCCACUGACCAAUAUGACAUGAGCAAGCAGCCGCCGAGCAGUGCAAGCGCUGCGGCCACCGCGGCCAAGAGUCCGCGCGUAGAGAAGCAGACGGAAGCGGCCUGGCAACGAAAGCAACAGCAAAAGAAGAAGGGCAAGGGUCGCAAGUGGUAG